AUGGCCUCGAAUCCUCAGACAUCCGUUGACCAGGGCCAGCACCAGGACCAGGACCGUGCCGUGUCCUCGCCUGCCGCGAAGAUCUCCAGUCCGCAUUCUCUCUCGAAAGCGGUCCAUGCCCGCCGGGCCGAGUUCACACGGCCGCAACGGAUCCGGAUCAAGAUCGGCACUUGGAACGUAGCGGCGUGCCCCGGCACAGAAAAAGAUCUCGGCGGGUGGUUCGUGGACGGCAAGGGUAUUGACAAGAGGCUGGCAGGCUUGAGUGUCGCCAAUGGCAUUGAGAGGGACGGAAGCCAGGAUCAUGUCGAGAGCGUAGAGGCGCAGGAGGCCCGGUGGAAGAAGAAGGUGUCUUCGAUACCGAAAGACGACGAGGGAACGAUUGUUGGCGGGGAGGAAAUUGGCAUAUUCGUGCUGGGGCUUCAAGAAGUGGUGGAUCUGACGAGCGCCAGGGAAUACAUUGGGAGAGUGUAUACGGACCCAGAGCCGACGGCCAGAUGGAGGAAGGCUAUGGUGGACGGGCUACCUCCCGGAUACGUGUUGAUCGCUGAGCAGCAACUAUCCGGGCUGCUACUCUUCAUUUUCGCCUCGCCCUCGAUUGCACCGACGAUAAGUUCUGUCAGUACGGUCGGUGUCGGGACGGGAAUAAUGGGAUAUCUGGGAAAUAAGGGGGCCGUCGCGAGUAGGAUCGUGUUAGGAGAGACGACACGAAUGGUCUUUGUUAAUUCGCAUCUCGCUUCUGGCACAGAUCCAGCGCACCUAGAUCGCAGAUGCUGGGACGUUUCCCAGAUUCUUCAACGGACACAAUUCGAUCCUAUAAGUUGGUCUGGAGUCUUGGAUGACAAGGGCGAGGGUAUUGGGGACGAAGAUUUUGCGUUCUGGUUUGGCGAUUUAAAUUUUAGGUUAGAUGGGCUUCCGGGUGACGAUAUACGACGACUCUUAAUGCUGCAUACGAAGGGCGAAUAUGAUAUUGGACGAAAGUCACGAAAGAAGAUUGAUAAGGAGUUGGAGAAUACAGAUGGGUCUAUUGUCAUACGAAGCGUUGAGAGCGACUCGGACUCGGACGACGAGGCAACGAUACCAAGGACCAAGAGUUUUUACGAAAGCAAAGACGACAGUUCUGCUAAUACACUUCCCGACCCUGAUGACUUUGUUCAGGAUCCGAGUCAAGAUCCGGCAUCUUUGCAAGCCACGCUUGAUUCUCUGCUUUCCCAUGACCAGCUGCGGCACGUCAAGAAGAAGAGGAAGGCUUUCCAUGAUGGCUGGCGAGAAGGACCAAUCACCUUUUUGCCGACCUACAAGUACGAUGUCGGGAGCAUGGGGAUGUUCGAUUCUAGCGAAAAGAAACGAGCCCCGAGUUGGUGCGAUCGAAUCCUCUUCCGUACCCGGAAAGAUAAGCUUGAGUUCGAUGGGAAGACACAAGAAGAGGAACUCGCUAGAAUAAAAGACGAGGAAAUGAAAGCCCGAGGAAUCGAUCAUGCCGCAGACGACGAAGACGUCUUGUUUGACUAUAAUCCAGACGAGGACGGUGCUGAAGAGCCAGCGAGAAAGGAAUACGAUGAAUAUGACGAGGAUGAAAGUGGAAUUACGGAAGCGGUUGUCACGAAGGAGGGCUACGUGGAUAGGAUACACCUUGAUGUUUAUACUUCGCAUCAACGGGUCCUCUCUUCGGAUCACAAACCUCUGGACGCAGUAUUUACUCUCGAGUACGAUGCUGUAGUCCCAGAGCUAAAAGCACAAAUUCAACAGGAAGUAGCGCGCGAACUGGACCGUGCCGAGAAUGAAGGACGCCCUGGCAUCACCGUCGUGGUGGAUCAUGCUGCAGACGAUGCUCCCAAGGCCGAAGACCUGAGCCAGUCGGCGGCACAAUUAGCGGCAGCGGCAGAAGGUAUUGAUUUCGGUGACGUCGGUUUUCAGCAACGCAAGGUACGAAGUGUCACUAUUGCAAAUACUAGUCAAGUACCUGCCAAAUUCUCAUUCGUGGACAGGCCUAGCGAUUCCGGCGACGAGGACCGCAGUGCCCCCUCUUGGCUUCAGAUCAGCUUCGCAGCUUCAGACAUAGACGACUGGCAAGACCUACAAAGAGAGGUCACACUUGAACCAGGCCAGACUAUCAUCGCCACAUUGGAACUCUUCAUCGACGACGUCGAACUCGUCAAAGCCCUCAAUCAAGCAAUGUCCCAACUAGAUGAUGUCCUCGUCCUUCGAGUCAUCGACGGCCGUGACCACUUCAUCCCUAUCCAUGCCUCCUGGCUUCAAUCUUGCUUCGGCCGCUCCGUCCAUGAACUCAUCCGCAUUCCGGUGGGCGGUGUCCGCGCUCUGAUACCUCCACGAAACGGUGAGGGUGCCCCCGUAAAUCGUGGGCAGGAAGUCUGCUGGUCUGCACCGCGCGAGAUCUUCAAGCUCACUGAAGCCAUCGAGUGCCUUACCGAUCGCGUAAUAGCCGACGCAAAUAUGCUUGACAACGCCCAGCCUCCCAAUAAAUUUCCCGGAUGGCCAUUCGACCGCAAUUCCUGGCUUCUCAAAGACAAUGCGCUGAGAGAAGCUCAUUUGAGCCCUGUGCUCGAUGCUUUGGACUCAGACACUAGCCUGCUGCACGCCUUCGACCCUGAGAUUCCAGCCUUCCUGAAACUCGAGAUCGUUGCCGAGAUUUUAACACUGUUCCUUGGCAGCAUAACAGAUGGCAUAGUCCCUGCUCCCAUGUGGACCCAAAUCGACGCUUCACUCACCACUAAACCCCUCACUUCCUCUUCCUCUCCUCAAGAAAUCGAGGAUGUGAAAUCUCAAGUCCUCGACGUGCUCUCCUCAUCACCCAACCACAACAUUUCGUUCGUUUUCUUGGCAAGUAUGCUAUGUCGCGUUGCCGGCGAACUCGCCCCCGUGCCUAAUCAGAGCCGAACGCCGACGGAAAUACGGAGUAAAUUUGGACCGGUUAACUGGAGUCUGGGCUGGAGAGGAGCGAAGGCGGCGCCGCCGCCGUUGAUCAGCCCAGCAGUAGUGAGACGGGCGAAUGCGGAAAAAGCCUACGCAGAGUGUUUCAAGGACUGCCUGUUCAGGUGGCCGGAGGGAGUCAAGGAUAAAGAGCGGAAAGCUGGCGAUGAUCGGAGAAGGGACAUUCUCGAAGCGUUUAUGAGGAGUGGGCGCUAA
Molecule: messenger RNA, 3144 nt
Organism: Drepanopeziza brunnea f. sp. 'multigermtubi' MB_m1
Lineage: Eukaryota; Fungi; Ascomycota; Leotiomycetes; Helotiales; Drepanopezizaceae
Biological process (GO): phosphatidylinositol dephosphorylation
Molecular function (GO): phosphatidylinositol-4,5-bisphosphate 5-phosphatase activity
Source: RefSeq, a predicted model, not a curated record